AUGUCCUUCUCAAACAUGAUCCAAGACGCCCUCUCGGGCCACGGCCACAGCAACAACAACAACAACAACAACAACAGACACGACGACAGAGACGACGACGACUUCAACCCCGCCGUCCGCUACGCCGAAUCCCACACCAACACGUCGGACCCCUCCCUCUUCACCUCCGCCCUCUCCUUCCUAAACGAGAACAAGCACCGCCUCUCCAAUGACAACGACAUCGACGAACAGAAAAUGAUCAACGCGCACCAGUCCCUCUACGGCGGCGGCGAAAGCGAGCGGCGUCACGACUCGGACUCCGUGGGUGCGGGGCCGCGAUGCAAGCGCUUAAGAUGUUUACGAGUUCGUCGGAGGGGGAGAAGAGCGGGAUGGACAAGAAUGCGUUUAUUGGGUUGGCGAUGGCGCAGGCGAAGAAGAUGUUUGAGGAGAAGGAGGCGAAGGGGAGGUGGUAAGUUACUCUUUCGCCUUUGCCUUGGCUUUUUGAAUGGGGAUAAGCAAUCUGCUAUCAAUGCGGCGGCGGAAAUGGCCCUCAAGAUGUACUUGAAGAGUGGAGGUGGUGGUAUGGCUGGCACCGGUGGCCCUGGUGGUGGUCUGUUGCAGCUGGCUAGCAAGUUUCUCUGA
Molecule: messenger RNA, 621 nt
Organism: Aspergillus novofumigatus IBT 16806
Lineage: Eukaryota; Fungi; Ascomycota; Eurotiomycetes; Eurotiales; Aspergillaceae
Exons: 2
Coding region: 1-621 (206 amino acids)
Source: RefSeq, a predicted model, not a curated record